AUGAUUAAGGUGUAUUUUUUUUACAAUUAAUUAAUUGGAGAUUAAUUGUGUGUGUAUAAUUUACCUGGAUUAGAAGCUCUUUGGUUUUAUGAUAUUAAACAUGUUGAGGCUGAAAUUUAAUUAGAGAGGUUUAAUAGAGAACUAUACCCUGCAGUAACCGGUAUGGGAAUCUCCAAGACAAGUUUGUUAAGCAGUGUUGUUCCACCCGUAGCCAGUCUGAGCCAGCGGACGGGCCAGUUUCCUCUGAAGGGGCUCAUACAGUCUGGAUCCUAGACUAAGAAUCAUGUUUGUAGCCAGUCUGAGCCAGCGGACGGGCCAGUUUCCUCUGAAGGGACUUAUACAGUCUGGAUCCAAGACCAACCGCCAUUUGUUUGGUUGUAAAACUCUCCCUGGUGGCUUGUUCAGACAGCACAUCUGUUUAUGAGUGCUUUAAAAAUGUUCUGUUUAUGAUCUUGGCAUGAAUAUAUACAGUUUGUUCAGGCAAUAUUCAUGAGGUGAAAUGUUGGACACAUUUUAUUGGAAUUGUUUUGUCACUUCAGCUGAGAAUAUACUUUUAUAUUUUCAAUGAAACAAUAUGAUAAAUGGGCAGAAUAAUAUGUAGACAGGGAUCAAACAUUACUUAGACUAACCUGCGUCAUAUUGAUGAAAUAAUUUUUUCAAAUGUAGCCUUGGCCAUGGGACAGGAAUACUAACUCAAGACCUGGGGAAUGGCAGAUAGCCUAGCGGUUAAGAGCGUUGGGCCAGGGACUGAGAGGUCACUGGUUCGAAUCCCCAAGCUGACUAAGUGUGUCUUUGAGCAAGCCAAUUCAUCCUAAUUGACCUGGGUAAACGCGUUGCCUAAAUGACUCAAACGUAAUUGUCUCUCCAUUACCCUGUAAUUCAACCUUUCUGUUAUUGGCAGCAGGUGGUUAAGAGCGUUGUGCCAGUAAUUGAAAGGUCGCUGGUUCUAAUCCCCGAGCCGACUAGGUGAAAAAUCUGCCGAUGUGCCCUUGAGCAAGGCACUUAACCCUAAUUGCUCUGGAUAAGAGCGUCUGCUAAAUGACUAAAUUGUACAAUCUGACAGCCCUAAAAAUAAUCAAAUUAAACUUUAUUUGUCACAUGCGCCGACCUUUUAGCACAUUCAGGAGGUGCAACACUUAUCUAGCCCUGUAGGGGAUUUGGGUCUAUUACGUCAGGGAGUUAGUUAGGACAGGUUGGAAAUGAAAAUAUUAAGGACAUGAAGCUAAUUAUGACUUUGUUCCUUGGGGUGAAUUAAUACUGCUUAUGUAACAGACUAUUAUUCCCCUGUAACUGUUGCUGCUUCAACCCAAUGCUAAGAAGUGUUUUUAAUUGUCCCAGCUAUGGUAGCCUACUCAGAAAACAUACAUAUUUGAUGCUUUAGGGAUGUCUGUUCUCUACCUACAUGGUUUAUUGUGUUACCCAAGGUCAUAGCGUUUGACCGUACCAAACUAAAAUAUGUAUUAUGUACAGUGUAUCAAAGUGCAUGACACUAACUCCUCUCUGUCCCUCACAUCUAGGCCUACUCCCAGACCCAGAAUUCCACUGCAAUGCUUCCCCUAGCAGAACCCACAGACCUAGAGCCGUACAACCGGACCCAGUACUGCCACUGGCCCUGUGAGUGCCCCCCGGUCCUCCCCUCCUGCCCCCCAGGGGUGAGCCUGCUCAUGGACGGCUGUGACUGCUGCAAGGCCUGCGCCAGGCAGGCGGGGGAGGGGUGCAACGAGGCAGACGCCUGUGACUACCAUAAGGGACUGUACUGUGACUACAGCUCGGACAAGCCUAGGUACGAAAAAGGAGUGUGUGCCUGUAAGUGUCAAUCUAACCUACUGAAGACUGUUGUCUUACAUCAGAUCGCGUCACUCCUACGCCACACUUGUCCCUCAACCGAGUGUAGGCGGAAUCGACCCGCUAUCUGACGUAAGACAAUGACUUAAGACACCAGUUAUAAGUCACAGUAACACUGCUAUGAUCGUAUCCCAGCACACUAAUUGCACAUCUAGUAAAGUGUAAUCCUCGAAGAAAAUGAGAAAUGCAAUGACAAAGUAACAAUUAUCAAAGGAAAUCAUAUUACCCGAUGUCAUGACAUGUUCGUUUUUGUUCAGACAUCACUAAAAACAAAAGCUGCUACAUUACCUUGUCAUCGUUACCUUAUUCACUGUGUGUCUCUCUGUGAUGUAAGACUGCUGUCCUGACCUUCUUUGACAGAUAUGGUUGGUACGGGCUGUGAGCAUGACGGUGUGAUCUACCGGAAUGGGCAGAGCUUCAAGCCCAGCUGUAAAUACCAGUGUCUGUGUGUGAACGGGGCCAUCGGGUGCGUGACCCUGUGUACAGACUCCCAGCCUCCCCGGGUGUGGUGCCAGAACCCGAGGAGGGUUAAGAUCCCCGGACGCUGCUGUGAACAGUGGAUCUGUGACGAGCCCAAGAAGGGGAGGAAGACUGCUCCAAGACAUGCAGUGGAGGGUAGGACACAGAUCCAUCAAUCAAUCAAUCAAUCAAUCAAUCAAUCAAGGUUAAGUUCAUGUUUUAUUAUGCCCUUUGAAAGUAUCAUAAUAUGUACAUAGGGAUGUGUUUUGUAAGAGCUCUCAACAAUCAAUAAUUUAAUAAAUCAAUCAUCAAUGGUGGCUGGUGUCACUUUAAAUGAGAGGACAUGCUCUUACUAAUAGCUGGAAUGGAAUGAAUGGAACAGUAUGAUACCAUCCCAUUCCAGUCAUUACUAUGAGCUGUCCUCCCGUCACCAGCAUCCACUGCAGUCUGAUACAGUUGACAUUGUAUGUAUUGAGAAUCUUAAAACACUAUAAUAACACAGGUGCAUAUUGGGUAUUACUUUGUGAAUUGUGAAGCAAAAUAGUUUAAGGACUUGAGAGUAGCUCACAGGUAGUACUGCUGUUGCAGCAGUAUGUUGUGUGGGCUCUUGGAACAAUAUCAGCGGUGGACUAGGUUGUUACUCCAGGGAGGACCAGAGGUGGCGCUGUGUAAGGGAAGACCAAGCCCUUUUCCUGUACGCUCUCUCUCUCUCCCGCUCUGUGUGUCUCAGUGUUAUUUUUGGGUAGUUCAAGUGCUCAGCGAUCCUGGCCAGUAGUGUGCAAAGCCAAAAGAGAACUUGGAUUUACUAGGGAAUGUUUGUUUUGGUUAAAAAUACAAAAUAGCAACGAGACCUGUCACCCUUGCACAACUUAACUAUCAAUCUUGAAGGUAAAAGCACUUCUCAUGGCAACAAGCUAUUAGGUCCAGUUUUGAUGAAUAAUUAUAUCACUGCCCAUAUUCAAUUGUUAUUAUCUCUCCCUCUUGCCUCUCAUGUUCAUGUUAGUUAUCUCUCUCGUAUCUCUCUCUACGCUAUCUCUCUAUCUAUCUCUCUAUCUCUCUCUCGAUCUCUCUCUCUCUCUCUCUCUCUCUCUCUCUCUCUCUCUCUCUCUCUCUCUCUCUCUCUCUCUCUCUCUCUCUCUCUGUCAAAAUAGCUCUUCCUGCUGAGGCUCAGGGCCAGAGCAGGAACUGUGUGAUCCAGACCACUUCAUGGAGUAUCUGUUCUAAGACAUGUGGUCGAGGUCUGUCACUGCGCGUAUCCAACGCCAACGAGAGGUGUGAGAUGGUGAAAGAGUCCCGCCUCUGCAACAUACGGCCCUGUGAGGUGGACAUCACCAAGCACAUCAAGGUACUGACGUGCACAGACUCACAUGCACGCUCAAAUAUGCAUGCACACGUGGACACAGACACACAUGCGCUCUCAAAUAUGCACUCACACGUGGACACAGACACACGUACACUCCCAAAUAUGCACGCACACGUGGACACAUGCAUACGCAUGCAUUGCAUAGAGGUCAAAUGUUUGUUCAUGAUAUCUAUAUUGAAGAGUUCACAUUGAAAAAUACAACAUUCCCAAGAUUAUAGGAACAUUACAAAGAAACGAUCAAUAGCAUUGAUUCAAUCAUUCAACUCGUCCUCUUUCUCUUAUCUCUCUCAGCCAGGGAAGAAGUGUCUGAACAUCUACAGAGAAGAGCAGCCAAAAAACUUCACCAUCUCAGGCUGUGUCAGUAAGCAGCCUUACCGGCCUAAAUACUGUGGUGUCUGCAUGGCCACGGACGAUCGCUGCUGCAUUCCCUACAAGUCCAAGACCAUCUACGUGGAGUUUGUGUGUCCCAACGGGGCCGUGUUCACCUGGCAGGUCAUGUGGAUCAACGCCUGCUUCUGUAACCUCAGUUGCAGGAACCCCAACAACAUAUUCGCCGAGCUGGAGAAUUACUAUGGCUACCCUGAGGUCGUGAACUGAGACAUUUCAAUAAUAAGCCUUAAGCUUAUUAAGGGCUCUAUUCAAUCUGUAUCGCUGAAGCGUUACAGAUUCCGCGAUAGAAAUGUAAAGGUAAUUUCUGAUUGAGCCGACAUAUGCAGCGUUGACCGUGAAUGCAGUCUCUGCUAACAUGGGAACAUUGCCUUUAAAUUUCAAUCACGCCGUAACGCUGAACUUCGGCGAUACGGAUUAGAGCCCUAAACUUCCAUCUGCCUACAUUUUUAUUUUAUUUUCCCUUCCUCAACCGUUUUUGUUUUGUCAGAACUUCAGAAACGUUGUUAUAUAUGAUGUUUGUAUACAUAAAGGCUGGUAUUCAAUCCAAGGUGCGUUAUAGUGCAGAACAUACAGCAGACAGUCCGCCCAUUUGAAUGCACUUUCACUGCAUUCGCGGAGAUGGCAUUCAUGGUAAAUGCUCCGAUUGUCAGCUCAAGCGUAAAUUACCUUUAAAAGUCUGUUAUUGUGUGCUGCUCUAUAUCUCACAUUGGAUUGAAUCCAUUGGAUUUGAAUCCCGGCCAAAGUAUUUUUCUUACAAGGGGAUAUUUCUUAUGCUUUUUUUCCUAUAGAAAAAAUAAAGUGUUUUAAACUUCAGAUGAUUUUUUUCAGGAUGUCUUUAUGGUCUGUAUAGGGUUGCUAUGGGAAUGAGCGUAUUGACUUAGCUACAAGUAAACCAACUGUGUGAAAUAUUUUAGUUUGAAUUUAUUCAAUACUAAAUGAUUUUUAAAAGUUUGCUAUACAGGUAUUUUUUAUACUCACAGUAACAAGUUUCACGAAAUCUCGUCCAUACUCAUGUAAAGAUUGGUUUGAUCGUGUGGCUCUGAAUUGAAUAAUGAGUAAGAGAUGGCGUGAGAUGCUACCAUAUACUAUGUACCAUAUACUGUAGAUAUGGUUAAAGAUCCGUCUGUGGAACUGUGGUAUCAUUCUUACAAGGUCACAUUCUACUUAACGAUCAUUGAAGUAAUCACAACACCAGGACAAAAAGUUAUGUUUUUAUUUUUUUAAAAUAAAUACAAACUGUUAUGCCAUUUAAUGCUUCUCGUCUACAGCAUUAGGCAGUUGUGCGUCUUUACAAAGCGAUGUAAGCCUGUGUUCUACAAAGCCGGAAAGUGUUGCACUGGUGCAAGUAAGAGUGGGAAAGGGUUUCUGAUACGUUCUAUGGAUAACUAUCCUCAUAUUACAUUAUGUGGAUCUAUCAGCUUGACUCUCUCAAAUCCAUCACAACAAAGGAGUUUUAUUAAGUCAGAGAAGGUUUCCAUGGCAACAUCAUCUUUGUUCUGCUGUGCUUGAUUGCAUAGAAAACAUCAUUUACAUACACAAAAAUAAGAUCAAAAAUAUAAACUUUUGCCUGAAGCCAUGAUCUGUUAAUAAAGCAAUAAGAUGCAAAGCUGUUUGAUUUAGUUUUUGUUGUGUUUCAUUAAUGAAAAGGAUAGCGUAUUUUGGAAUGUUCUAGAAUAGAACGGCUACAAUUGUUUGAUUCCACAGUUGACAUAUACAGAACAUCCAGGAGACUGUUAACUCAAAAUGAAUGGACAACAUCAUUAAACAGAGGAAUGGUUACAGGAAUGUGUUGUAUGUACAUGAUACAUUUCCGAUUCCCUCCUUCCCACGGUUUCAAAGACGAACAGCAAUUUGAGCAAAAACAAUUAUCCACUUUCCUCCCUAUUCUUACUCCACAUCUAGGCCUAACAUUAACCUCUCCUAUAUCACACAGAACAGCAAUUAUAACAUUGAAAAGUUAAUGAUGAACAAUUACAAUGAGAACAGAAAGAAACACUCAUUUACAGUCAGGUACACAUUUAAGCAAACUGUGUCAGAUGUGAUAAAAUACUACAAAACAAAAAAUUCCUAAUGAGAGAUUUAAAAGAAAAAUGUACAAACUGGUAUACUAGGUACUCGCUCUGGAGCCACAGCUUUCUCCUACUUUCUCCGUUGCGGUGUCGCUCUGGAGCCACAGCUUUCUCCCACAUUCUCUGUUGCUGUGUCGCUCUGCAGCCACAGCUUUCUCCCACAUUCUCCGUUGCGGUGUCGCUCGGCUGCGUUGCCCCUAACACCUAGAUAUUCCACCUGACUCUGCAGAUGGGAAGGGAUCAGUUUAUUUUUUUUUUUUUUUUUUCUCUACGGAAUUUCCUUUAUUAUGCAGUAGUAUGUACUUGCAUAUCCUUACUAAAAAACCUCUUUGCAUAACUCUUUGGCAUAGAGAAAACAUUCUCUAAUUGGAGGCAUCCCAAUUGCAUUGAAUGGUAUGGAAUCCUGUGUGUGUGUGUAGUUAGUGGCAGCGCAGCAGGAACCAGGGGGCAGGGGAUCGGAGGUUAAAGGUCGAGGGUAAGGGUCGUCUAGCAGGACACUUCGGUGGACUUGAGAGCCGCGGUGCUGUUCGCUGUGCCUUCCAUACUGUCCGUGUGGGAGCGGCCACGCUUCUCGUUGGUGUGUGACCGGCUUCGGUUGCCCUCGUUGGUGUGAGACCGGCUCCUGUUGCCGUCCAUUGAGUGGAUGCUGGAUCCGGACGCCGUGCGAGAGCGGACCAGUCUGGUCAUGCUGGCAGCAGGCACUGAGGAGAGGAGGAGGAGCAAGAGGAGAGGAGGAGGAGCCAUAGGAGGA
Messenger RNA from Coregonus sp. 'balchen', 6877 nucleotides. The record is from the annotation of a GenBank genome assembly. Lineage: Eukaryota; Metazoa; Chordata; Actinopteri; Salmoniformes; Salmonidae.